Anopheles moucheti is the source of this 1526-nucleotide messenger RNA. Its product is annotated as glutaminyl-peptide cyclotransferase-like. Bases 287 to 1312 code for a protein of 341 amino acids. The transcript is spliced from 2 exons. Gene Ontology annotation, molecular function: zinc ion binding; glutaminyl-peptide cyclotransferase activity. Lineage: Eukaryota; Metazoa; Arthropoda; Insecta; Diptera; Culicidae. The record is from RefSeq and is a predicted model, not a curated record.
UUUGCAGAAACUGCAGUGCGAGCUAAUAGUGUUUACAUCGGUGUGCGCUCAACGUACAUUUCAAAUAUUUCGUUUGACAGCUGUCUUGUGAUCCAACUGACGUUGUUCUCUGUUGUUUCGCGGAACCAAUUUCGUGGAAGAAAAGUCACAACACUUGCCCCAAAGGGUCACAAUCGGUUCGUUUGUUUGCUGGAAGAACGAACCCCAAAAACCCGUGCCGAGUACGCUCAUCUAAUCACAUUUUUGAAACCACAUAUCAAUCAAGAAAGGGGGUGCAGCAUAGAACAUGCCACGAGUACAUAUCAUUCUGCUGCUGUUUGCGAUAGCAUUCCUGAAUUCCAACGCUCAGCAUGGAAACUUAAAGAAUGUGCAAAGCCACACUCCAUCGCCCCUUUCUACGAGCGGCCUUCAGCAAUUGGCAGCUGAACAGCUGUUGGUGGUUUUACCACAGGCCUUGGAAAAUCUGCUCGUUGAGCGAGUGGUCGGAACAGCGGGCCAUGAAAAUGUGAAAAAUUACAUCGUGGAACAGAUGAAGCGGCUCGGCUACACGGUAGAUCUGGACGAGUUUGAGCAAACCGUCCCGAUUCUGGGCAAGGUACGGUUUGGCAACAUAAUCGCCUCGCUCAACCCGAACGCGGAACGCAAUCUGGUGCUGGCUUGCCAUUACGACAGUAAACACUUCCCCGGACAAAAGUUCAUCGGUGCUACGGAUUCGGCCGUGCCGUGUGCAAUGCUAAUUACAAUGGCGGCCGCACUGGAACCGUAUCUGCAGUCCGCGAAAGCCAGAACGGACCUUAACUUACAAUUUAUUUUCUUCGAUGGUGAAGAAGCAAUACAAAACUGGUCCGAGAAGGAUUCGCUUUACGGCGCGCGGCACCUUGCCGAGCAAAUGGAGCGGAACAACACGCUGAAAAAGAUGGACAUGCUCGUACUGCUCGAUCUGCUGGGGACACCGGAGCCCAAUUUUUAUAGCUAUUUCCCCGAAACGGAAAACUGGUACGUGCAUCUACUUCAUGUCGAGCGCCGGUUGGACGAGCUGGGUCAUCUGGAAAACUACAGCACGAGCAGUGUUUCAACGACCCAAAAAUCCAUCGCUUACUUCAAACCGCAUUCCAUUUCGGCGCAGAUCGAAGACGAUCACAUUCCAUUCCUUAGGCGUGGAGUGCCCGUGCUGCACGUCAUCCCGCACCCCUUCCCGGACGUGUGGCACAGGCUGGAAGAUAAUGGUGACAUCGUGGACGUACCGACGGUGCGCAAUUUGAUCAGAAUAUUUUCCGUGUUCGUGAUAGAGUAUCUGCAUGUGUCGUUAUGACAGGCAAAGGAUGAAUUUUGAUAACGAUUUCCACACCCCGCAAUUUGUACUUACUUACAAUCAAUGCUAGAUGCAUAUUUUACCCCUGAGCUUGAGUUACGAGACCAAAUCUCGUUACGCUUGCGCAACUUUAAUCAACUAACAAACAGCAAUUUAACUUUUUCGGUGAACUUUUCUCGCAGCGAAACAUAUCGUUAAAAGGGUAAUUUUAUUG